ACAGGACCUAGAUCUGGCUGCACUUAAAGCGUUGUUUUGCUUUUCAAUGUUGUCUCGCGUUCACACCAUGCCACAGCAAGAGACACACACACAUACACAUAUAUGUGUGAGUUUUCGGCAAGCAAUGCUUUAUGCUUUUGUCGUGCAACUGUCUGCAGCAAGUUCUUUGCCACACACUCUUUAUUUUGGCUUGGUCUGCUGCUUUGUUGGCCAAGUCGCCGUCGUUAAGCGUGACUUUCUUAUUGUUGCCUUUUUUGCAUAGACAGACCGAGCGACAGCCUCAACGAGUCGGCCACGAAGUUCACAACUUGCAACCGAGCAACAAGCCACAAAAUGCCCAAGCGUAGUCUGCAGUCAGCUUUAGUCUUUGGCAAGAUUUUAUCGCGUGCGGACGUGUUUUAAAUUUUGGUUGCUAUACAAAGCAGAACGUAAGCUUGCGGCGCCACCAAAUGUUGCAUUGAGAGCAUAAGUUCAAGUGCACAAAAAACAAAAUAAUUUCAUAUUAAACAUAAAUAUGCGUGCAACAAUAACAAAAACAAUAACAUGUGGCAACUGGAGCUGGCUUGGCCUCGCCUGUUGCUUCGUUUGUCUGGCUGCAGUUGCUCAGGCAGCAGACACCAGCAGCAGCAGCAGCUCAACAGCGACAACGACACGAGCGAUGCCCAAGGAUGCCACGCACUUGUAUAAAAUCAAAAGACAGGACAAAUACCAACAGCAACAGUUGCAUUUGCAGCUGCAACAGUUGCAGGGCCAGGCAGCGUUGCCGGUUAAGAAACAGAAACAAAAACAACUGACAAGAGGUGCACAUGGCUCCAACAAGAAGCUGCUGAGCAAAAUGGGAUUCAUGAAGGUAAAGGCGCCCAACAGUCAUAACCGCAAACGCUUGGCGGUUGAGUCACGACGUCACGCAUCACGGGAUGAUUCACACAUGUUCAUUAUCAAGCUGCCUCCUAAUAUGCACUACUAUGCCAAUCCCAAUACCAGGAAUGCACUGGAAAUGCCAGCAACAACAAAGUUGCAGAGUCAAAGUUACAAAGACAACGACAACGCACAAAAAUUGUUUCCCGCAGCAGCAGCCGCAGCAGCAGCAGAGACUGAGGCGUCGGCGUUGAAAGCUAACGGGAAAAAGGUAUCGUUUCCGUUCAGCUCCAAUGGUCGGCCCGGUCGCAUUUAUCAUUGGAAUUUGCCCGUUUUGAAGCAGGCCAUGCAGAAGAAGCCGCACUUUGCCCAUGUCUCUGCGGAGGAUCGCAAUCGUCUGCUGGACAUUGAGAAUAUACCCACAUGGCGCAAGCCCUGGGAGAAUGAGACCAUUGAGAAGUCCUUUGCACCAGGCGCAGGCGACGCUGGUGGCAAGUCCAAAUAUAGAAAAUCUCUGAAGCAAAAAUCUCCCACAUAUUAUGCGCCGGCGCAGGCGGUCAAUAAGCAAAGCUUCCACAAAUACUUUGCCGGCAAUGGCAAGCCCAAGGGCUUCUAUGUCAUCAAGGAGCACCAGGCCAAGCCGCAGUUCUAUCAAAAUAUCAUAUCAUAAAUCUAACUGUAAGCUAUUCAUAAGCUUAAUACUCGUAUAAGACUGUGGUGUGGGCGAAUUUUUUAAUUUCUUUCGUAUUGCUGCGAGCAGUGCCUAGAGUUCCAGUCUUGUAGAGACUGCUUUCCGUCCGAGUUUUAUAUUUUUAUACGAAAUUCUUUAAGAAAAAUAAACUGCUCGUUUUUAUAACUAAGUUGCCUACAACUAAAAAUAAAC
Molecule: messenger RNA, 1741 nt
Organism: Drosophila busckii
Lineage: Eukaryota; Metazoa; Arthropoda; Insecta; Diptera; Drosophilidae
Exons: 4
Coding region: 515-1528 (337 amino acids)
Source: RefSeq, a predicted model, not a curated record